AGUCAGUUGGUAAAACUGUAAGGUAAAAAUAACCAUGAACUUAAUCGUGAUGACUUUAAAUUGUUGACAAUUUGCCAAGAAAAUGUUUUCGACUCAUCAACCAUUUUCAACCAAAGACAAAUAUAAACCAUUUGAACUAAAUUGUUGUUGUUGCUCAGGGUGAUAUUCAAGUAUUUCUAUUAACUGACUGAUAAAUUAAAGAAUUGUGAUAAUCUGUUAACUGACCAAAUAAUAGUAGAGCAACUUAAUCAACAGUUGAUCAACUAACUUCAGUUAAAUUUUUUGUUCCAUUUAAAUUCAAAGUUAUGGCUUACAAAGCAUUUCCAACAGGACCAGGAUUAAAUUCGGGUAAAGUUAAUGUUUACAAUGACAUUCUAGUCGAGGUCAAGGAUUAUGUCUCUGGAAAAUUGACCACUGAGAUCGAUGGACCAUCUAGAGUGACAAUUUCAUACAUAGAUAAUCAUGAUGGAACUCUGAAAAUCUCAUAUAAACCAACGAUCCCUGGUGAUUAUACAAUUGUCCUCAAAUUGGAUACGUUUCAUUUACCUGGAAGUCCAUUCAGAGUAAAGGUAAAAGGUUUGGGUCCAAUUGGGUUACUAUCAUCAACCGGUGGUUCUGGUAAAUCGGGUUACAUUAGGUCAUCCAGCUCACUGAGACCGGCUACAUUUAAUACAUCAGCUGAUUACAUGUGGAUUAACAAACCAACCACUGGAGUUAAAUUAACCAUUAACGGAGCCAAUCCCAAUUUACCUGAUUAUCUUGGUAAGACUCCCAUUGAAACUGCUCGUUUUACAAUCUAAUGAUAUUAACAAUCAAUCAAUCAUCAUCCAUAUUAUCAACUAAUACCAUUGUGAUUAUCUGGAGCAUUUAGUUAAGUAUUCAUCAUCUUUGACCUUUUCUUUUCUUCCUGAUUAAUUCAUGAAACUUUAUCAGGCUUCAGGUAAUCAUCUUCAUCUCCAUCAACAUCAACAUUAUCAUGAAACAUCAUAAAUAUCAUCAUAUUGGUAUUAAAAUGAUUGAAAAUAUUUACCAACAUUGAUUAUCUUGUUGAUCUUCUUGAUUUAAUUUCUUGUUUUGUUUUCUCAUUUAAAUUAAUACCAAUAAAAAGAAAUGUUGAAAAGGAUUUACAAUUUAAACCGGAUU
Molecule: messenger RNA, 1143 nt
Organism: Panonychus citri (citrus red mite)
Lineage: Eukaryota; Metazoa; Arthropoda; Arachnida; Trombidiformes; Tetranychidae
Product: filamin-A-like
Exons: 1
Coding region: 306-800 (164 amino acids)
Biological process (GO): actin cytoskeleton organization
Molecular function (GO): actin filament binding
Source: RefSeq, a predicted model, not a curated record